This is a messenger RNA of Drosophila simulans, 2058 nucleotides long. Its product is annotated as proton-coupled amino acid transporter 4. NCBI's taxonomy places the organism in Eukaryota, Metazoa, Arthropoda, Insecta, Diptera, Drosophilidae. Gene Ontology annotation, cellular component: vacuolar membrane. The transcript has 4 exons. The coding region runs from base 240 to 1619 and encodes 459 amino acids. Gene Ontology annotation, biological process: amino acid transmembrane transport. Gene Ontology annotation, molecular function: amino acid transmembrane transporter activity. The record is from RefSeq and is a predicted model, not a curated record.
CGAGCAUUGAGUCUGGUUUGAGUUCUUGCCGUGAGCGGUCCUACAUUUCGUGCGAUUCCGGCGAUUCACAGAAACACUCGAUACACUUGAUCUCGUUCUCGUACUCACAGCGAGCAAGAGGUGAUCAUCGCCGAUCGAGUGAAUAAAUUAGAUAUUCGACAUAUUCAAUACGUACUGAUCAGUGUUGUUAGCAGCAGCAGCAGCAGAGCGAUCAAAAGGCGAUCGAAGCAGCCGGCGAAAUGGGAAGAACACUGGAAAUAAACGGAAGACAGAAUGAUAAGAGUCUGGAGAAGAAUCCGGAGCGCUUCACGAAUAAUGUGACGGAGAAAGGCGGCGAUCCCGAGAACGGAGACCCGGUGCGCAGACGCGGCCAUGAGACCAGCGAACUGGAGGCGGCCACGCAUCUCUUCAAGGGCAGCGUGGGCGCCGGACUCUUCGCCAUGGGCGAUUGCUUCAAGAACGGCGGAUUGGCUGGAGCCACCAUCCUGCUGCCCAUCAUUGCGGUGAUGUGCGUCCACUGCGAGCGCAUGCUGAUCCGUGGUUCCGUGCUGGCUGUGGAGCGCACGCCCGGCGUGGACUUUCUCGACUAUCCGGAAACAGUGGAGAAGUGCUUCGAGCACGGGCCACGCCCACUGCGGAAAAUGUCGCGCGUGAUGAAGCUGAUCGUCGAAAUGUUUCUCUGCGUCACGCAGUUUGGCUUCUGCGCCAUCUACUUUGUCUUCAUCACGGAAAAUCUGCACCAGGUCCUCCAGCAGAACGGCAUCGAUAUCAGCAUGAGCAUGGUGAUGCUGAUCACCCUGCUACCGGCGAUGAUUCCCUCGCUGAUGACCAACCUGAAGUACAUCUCGCCCGUGUCGCUGUUCGCCAAUGUGGCGCUGCUCUUCGGCUUGAUUGCCACCCUGACCAUAGCCUUCUCGGAUGGACCCAUGCCGUCCGUUGGCGACAGGCACCUCUUCACUGGCGGAGCUCAGUUGGCCCUGUUCUUUGGUACCGCUCUGUUCUCCUACGAGGGCAUCGCCCUCAUCCUGCCGCUCCGGAACUCGAUGCGCCGACCGGAGAAAUUCAGCACCCGGUUUGGAGUGCUCAACUCCACGAUGUUCUUUACCACGGCCCUGUUCAUCUUCACCGGAUUCGUGAGCUAUGUGCGAUGGGGCGAGGAGGUCGCCGGCAGCAUAACCCUAAAUCUUGUGGUGGAGGAAGUCUUCUCGCAGGUGGUGAAAGUUAUCGCCGCCUUGGGCGUUUUCCUGGGCUACCCCAUCCAGUUCUUUGUGAUGAUUAAGAUUUUGUGGCCCCCACUAAAGAGGUCUAGUAACUGCUCUCAAAAGUAUCCCAUUACCUCGCAGGUGUGCCUCCGCUUCUUCAUGGUGAUGAUGACAUUUGGCGUUGCGCUGGUCGUUCCCAAGCUCAAUCUGUUCAUCUCGCUGAUCGGAGCACUGUGCUCCACCUGUCUGGCCUUUGUGAUUCCGGUACUGAUCGACUUCGUGACGCGGGCGCAGGUGCCCAAGGCACUGGGGGUGUGGUCCUACAUCAAAAACAUCCUCAUCCUGACGGUGGCCGUGCUGGGCAUCGUCACUGGCACCUACCAGAGCAUCGUGGAGAUCGUCAAGGAGUUUAAGUAGGCUUAGAGCGCUAGCAAGUAUCUUUUUUGUACAUAAAUAAUGCUGUCAUUCCGCGGAACUAUGUGAAUGCGUUGUCCUGUUCUGUUGUAAGAUUAAUUUGUGUAUUUUUCCACAAUUUUUUUUUUAUUAUUUUGUUGAUAGUUUUAAGCUGUGCAUUUGUUUGUAUGUAUAAAGAAAUGUUUAUUUGGCACAAAAACGAAAAGGAGGCAUAAAGCAAAAACAUGAUCUGCAGCUAUAACCCAUUUUAAUAAUUGAUUACCAAACCAAUGAGGCUUUGAUUGUGUGAGAGCCUGCAAAUGAUCGUUAAAGCCAUAUGUAAUAAAUACUAUUCAUCGAUUUUAUAAAUAUAUAUAGAGUAUUAACUAGCCUUCAGCCAACAAUGUUUUACACUAAGUUCGCUUACAAUGUAAAAAAUAAAAUGCACAACGAAUUUAAUACA